CAUGCAAGGUCAGGCCUCGCCUGCGGCUAUUCAGUGUAAAAUUGGACUGCGUACCGUGGUGUACAAAUUUUGUGUGUGCUCGUGUGUCUGUGGCGACUUUUCCCGACUAUGCUGACCAGGAGUGUUGGUUUGCUAACCCGCUGCCGACCUCUCAUCACCAGGGUGGGGAGUCGGAGCCAGAGCAGCACGUCUACAGCACAACAAACAGAUGGGGACAUCUUGAGAAAUGCUCAGAAGCAGAACCUGCAAACCAGAAUUGACCUGGCGACCUCCUACCGAGCCAUGGAGUACUACAACCUGCACAUGGGCGUGUGUAACCACCUGACAGCUCUGUGUCCAGCUGCCAGUGGGGAGGGGACCGUCAUGCUACUGGUGCCACAUGGAACACACUGGAGCCAGGUGACAGCCAGCUGCCUCCUUGGCCUGAAUGAGAAGGGAGAGGUUGUGGAAGGCAAAGGCAGAGCAGAGACAAGUGCUGCUGAGAUUCACAUGGCUGUCUACGACGCCAGAGAUGACGUCAAAUCUGUCAUGCACACCCACGCUCCUUAUGCAACAGCUCUGGGAGUGCUGGAGGAUUGUACCCUGCGUAUGAUCCAGCAGGAGUCUGUGCGUUUCUUCAACAACAUCGCGUACGACACAGAGUACGACGGGUUCGCUACGUCUGGAGAGGAGGGACCACGCCUGGCCUCCAAGCUGGGAAAGAUGACCGCCCUGAUGAUGGGCAACCAUGGUGUGCUGACUGUGGGACAGUCAGUUGCACUAGCUUUUGACUACAUGUACUAUCUGGAGAGGGUUGCCAUGUAUCAGAUGUUGGCCAUGCAGACUGGCCGUGAAUUGAGAGAGAUCCAGCCACAUGUAGUGACCAAGUGGGUGGAGGAGGCUCUACAGUACAUCGUUCCCUAUGCUGAGCUACACCUGCAGAGCUUCAUAGACAUGAUGGCCAAGAAGUCUCCAGAAGCUCUGCAGUAAGUGCCAGUGGGACGGCCCUGGCAAGUUGCCCGAUCUCUACUCUACAUUCUACGGGAAAUUAUGUUAAGACUUGUUUCUAUUCAUGUAAUUGUAAUUUACAGCUGAUCUAUGGUUACUGACUCUAUUUAAUGAUAUGUACUCAGUUAAGGCCUGGUCACAACCCGCCGUACGUGCUUCUGCGUGCUGUCUACGUGCAAAAAUGUGGGCAAACAUAGGGCAUCCGUGCGUGGUGAGUAC
Molecule: messenger RNA, 1206 nt
Organism: Branchiostoma belcheri (Belcher's lancelet)
Lineage: Eukaryota; Metazoa; Chordata; Leptocardii; Amphioxiformes; Branchiostomatidae
Product: putative aldolase class 2 protein CC_1201
Exons: 5
Coding region: 109-969 (286 amino acids)
Cellular component (GO): cytoskeleton
Molecular function (GO): actin filament binding
Source: RefSeq, a predicted model, not a curated record